AGUGGCAGGACAGUACCUUUGGCCACUCCAAUUCACGUCAGUAAUGAUCCGUACGUGGCUUUACUAACUUUGGUGCCAAACUUUAGAAAAAAGCAAGCUGAUGUUACCACUGCAAUCUUAAUAUCCAAUUGUUAUAAGUCGAGAAUGAAACAGUUGGACGAAAUUCAGAAUUUCUUGGCCAUCGACGUGUAUGGGAAAUGCGGGACGAUAUUUAAACAUUCAUGUCCCGGUCACUUUAAACAAGAUUGUCCUUCUAUAGACAAGUACUAUUUUUAUCUAGCAUUCGAGAAUGCAUCUUGCAGGCAAUAUUUAACGGAAAAAGUGUUCUUUAAUGCCUAUGAAAAAGGUGCUAUUCCCAUUAUAAUAGGACCCUCUAUAGAAGACUGCGAGAAACUUCUGCCUCCAAAUUCUUUUAUUCACUUUGACAAAUUUGAAAGUUCUAAAGUGUUUGCAGACACAAUAGAUGAAAUAGCAUCUAGUUACGAGAAGUUACUACAUUAUCAUGCAUGGAGACAACACUUUGCAGUUGUCAACGAGCAUGGCUAUUUUGGAACCAAGUCAUAUCACUAUUGCAGAAUAUGUGAAGCACUUAACUAUAAUGAUGGGGAACGGUUUGUUUACGACAAGAAUGAAUUGGCAUUGUUUUUUGAUGCUCGUCUACUAUGUAACAAUUCAUCAUAACAAGAAACAGGAAUCGAGUUCUUAGGUUUUUGCGAUAAUUACACAUUGGAAAUGAAUGUAUUUUUUCGGAUCUAAAUCGUUUAGGUAUAUUUGUUUUUUCAAACAAGCCAACGUUUCGGGCCGUGUUUCAUGGUCACAGCUGACUCAAUAAUUUUUUAUCCUAAAGAAAAAUAAUAGUAAAUAUAGAAGUACCUAAUAAAGAAAGAUGUUAGUCAAUGUCGAUAUGUAUUGAAAAUAUAAUAAUUUAUUAAAUUUUAAUAUGUACCAUAAAAUACCUGACCCCUACCCGUCUAUUUGGUUUUGAGGAGAUGAUUGCGAACUAAAGUGUUAAACAAACUUCACCGUUGACCAGUGAGCCGUAAAAUACAUUUUGUUAUGACUUCUUUAUUGCAUCACUAGUCAACGAUGUUUUCAAAAACUUUCUAAGUCAUGUUGAUCUUUAAUUACAUUACAUAAAUACAAAUUACAACCAAAAACCUUUACACUUUUCUGUUGAAUGUGUAAGAAGGCUCUCACAACUAAAAGGUCGGCUAGGGGGUCGGCAUCUUAAGACAUCGACUUUAUCUACUUGCGCACUGUCAAAUACAGUAAUAUAUAUAUAUUUUAUAGAUAUACGUAUAUGAAUGUCACAAUUUUCAUUAUCCAAUAAAAGAAG
Molecule: messenger RNA, 1336 nt
Organism: Hyposmocoma kahamanoa
Lineage: Eukaryota; Metazoa; Arthropoda; Insecta; Lepidoptera; Cosmopterigidae
Product: glycoprotein 3-alpha-L-fucosyltransferase A-like
Exons: 2
Coding region: 145-681 (178 amino acids)
Cellular component (GO): membrane
Molecular function (GO): alpha-(1->3)-fucosyltransferase activity
Source: RefSeq, a predicted model, not a curated record